CUUUCCCACGUCGACCACGUACGGACGUCGCAUAAUACCCAACGUCCACCGUUGCAUCCGCCUUUUGUAACAAAUAAAACUGGCAGAAUUAUUUCGGCAUCGCACACUUUCCCGAUUUGCUCUCCGGGGAGAAACUGUCGAAGCUGCCACCGUUUCAACGGAAUUGCUACCGCCACGACUUCCUGACAGCAGUUGAACCGCGAGCAUGUCCUCGAACAGCCAGCGGGCGCAAUCUUCAUCACCCGGCCCCGAGGAGGAUCCCGAUCUUGCACUGGCAAUUGCACUUUCCUUACAGGAACAAGAGGACAUCGGGAUUGAGUCUGUGGAAACUGCAACAGUUCCGGAAAGACAUGUGGAAAAGACCACCAAGCCAGCUCCUGUUACCAAUUUCGGAUCUCUGAUCCUUGACAGGAAGAAGAUGGAGGAAGAGCGGCUUGCCAGGCUAAAGAAACGUUCGGCAACCCAAGCUGAGCUGGAUGAUGAUCAGUCUCGGAGACCGAAGAUACAGCGGCCUGAAGCGCCUUCAAACCGCAGCACUUCCGACGCAUCUCCCGGCCUACCCAGAAAAGCUCCCACAGAAGGAGAUUUGCCUAGUCUGCCGUUCCCAAAUGGCGUGUUCAAGCGGACCUGGGCACUCGGAUACCCUAGAAAUGGCGAGGAUAUCAAAAUCGAGGAAGUCCUUCAAAAGGACAAGCUGCAGCUGGCCGUGCUCUCAUCCUUUCAGUGGGAUGAGGAAUGGCUACUCGGAAAGGUCGACGCCAGACAGACCAAGAUGCUGCUCGUUGCUUAUGCAAACAACGAGGCCGAGAAAGCUACCAUACGCGCGAAUGCCCCGAUCGGCCUCGUCAGGUUCUGCUUUCCGCCAAUGCACGGAGGGUACAUGCACUCCAAGCUGCAGAUCCUGAAGUAUGAAGGUUAUCUCCGCAUCGUAAUUCCCUCCGGCAAUCUGGUUCCCUACGACUGGGGAGAGACCGGUGUUCUGGAAAACGUUCGCUCAUCAAACCACCGGCGCACCCUCUACCAUGUAGCUGAUCUCUCGCAGAUGGUUUUCUUGAUCGACCUUCCCAGGAUCGGGGGUACGCAUCAGACUGCACCCCCGGCGGGGACGGCGUUUGGAACGGAGCUCCGGCGCUUCCUGCGAGCUCUCGGCCUCGACGAGAAACUGGUCAAGAGCCUGGACAAUUACGACUUCUCUAAGACAAGCCGAUAUGGCUUCGUUCACUCCAUUGCGGGCAGCCAUGCAAAUGACUCCUGGCAGCACACAGGCUACUGUGGGUUGGGAAGCACUGUUCGAAGCUUAGGCCUGGCCACCGAGGGACCCGUUAACAUCGACUACGUGGCAUCAUCACUGGGCUCGUUGACCCAUCGUUACUUAACGGCGAUUUACCAUGCCUGCCAAGGCGAUUCUGGCAUGAAAGAAUACGAAGCCAGACAGUCCAAACCGACCAGAAACAAGGCCGCAAAAGCUGGCCUGGCCGGUUCUAGACCGCUCGGCGAGGGGACGAUUCAAUGGCAGCAUCAUUUCCGCAUCUACUUUCCUACCGAAAAGACCGUUUCUAGUAGCCGGGGCGGUCGAUCUUCUGCCGGCACCAUUUGCUUCCAAGAGAAAUGGUGGAAAUCGUCCACCUUCCCCCGAGAAUUACUACGAGAUUGCCAGAGUGUCCGAAGCGGCUUGCUGCUGCAUAGCAAAGCCAUAUUCGUCCGGGGGCGCGCGGGCGGCGACGCAGCCUGGGCAUAUGUGGGUAGUGCAAACCUGUCGGAGAGCGCCUGGGGCCGACUGGUGAAGGAUCGGGAGUCGGGAGCGGUCAAACUCACCUGUCGUAAUUGGGAGUGCGGCGUGUUAGUUGCGGUGGAAGGCAAUCCAACGGGCACCGCGGACUCUGGAACAAGGCCAGGAGGCGACCAAGAUGCACACUCGCACCGCCAUCCACGGGCGCGGGUGCAGGCGCAGGCGCUGGAGGGGUACGCCAGGGAUGAGGAGACGUCGACAAGCAGGGAGGGUGCCGCUGCGACGGCGGCGGACAGUGAGGAGAACCGGCGGCAGCAACAGCUCGAUCGGGACGAAUCAGCGGGCCUCGAUGAAGUGUUUGGAACGACUGUGCCCAUCCCGAUGAAGGUGCCGGCGGGGCGCUACAUGUCAGAUGAAUCGGCAGCCAGCCGGCCAUGGUUCUUCAUGAAGGCCGACUGAGAGACAAGGAUGGGGGUGCGACUCAACUGAGACACCCCUUCCUAUGGGAAGGAUUGAUCAGUGGCCGUAGCAGGGGGCGCAUGGGGAGCGAGCGAGCGCGCGAGAGAGAGAGAGAGAGAGAAAGAGAGAGAGAGAGAGAGCGUGUGCGUGCGAGCAGAGUCCCUGGCGAAGUGUGGUGCGUGUGUAAACCUGAGAGCACGGACAUGGAUCUUCACAGAUGGGCAUGGCGUCGUCUCAACCUGGAGCAAGCCCCGGGUCGGCCGGGCUAAUUAGCCCUCCGAUUGCCGUGCUAAUGUUGCCAUGCCCAAGCAUAGGUACCGUUCUGUGCUUCGUUUAGCACGCCCCCUCCUUCCUGGCAGUGUUUCUGGUGGGCUGGCUAGUCUGCUCUCGGGUAGCGUAU
Molecule: messenger RNA, 2588 nt
Organism: Colletotrichum destructivum
Lineage: Eukaryota; Fungi; Ascomycota; Sordariomycetes; Glomerellales; Glomerellaceae
Product: Putative phospholipase D/Transphosphatidylase, ubiquitin interacting
Exons: 9
Coding region: 206-2188 (660 amino acids)
Biological process (GO): DNA repair
Cellular component (GO): nucleus
Molecular function (GO): double-stranded DNA binding; single-stranded DNA binding; 3'-tyrosyl-DNA phosphodiesterase activity
Source: RefSeq, a predicted model, not a curated record